AUGGCAGCUUUGAGCAUUCUGCUGUCGUGGUACCCUUACAAGCUUCGAAAUGCGAACUGCAUUCCGCUAGAGGGCGGCUGCUACAUCUACUGCUGCGGAAAGUGCUGCAGUAUGUCUUGGGCAGCCGUGCGUCAGUUCUGCCCCCCUGUUGGUCUCAUGCUCGUGGCCUGCGUACCGUCGGUCAAAGAGGAUGAGUGGAGUGCUGACAAGCUGGUCUUAGUGGUAGUCCACUGCUUCUCUGCACUGCUCAUGUUUUGCGCCUUCCUGCUGGCGGAAGCUCACGCUCUUUCUCUGGCGCCGUUCAAAUGCAGGGUUCCUUCCAUUGCCGCGGGGUGCCUUGAGUACAAGCUCCGAUAUGGCACCUGGCUACUGGCGGCCGUGCCCUAUGUCGUUUUCGCGUUCAUCGCGGUGGUCGAUUUCUUCACCGAGCUACAUCCGUAUGUGAAGAUCACAUCCUUCGUUCUGGAG
Symbiodinium necroappetens is the source of this 468-nucleotide messenger RNA. Lineage: Eukaryota; Dinophyceae; Suessiales; Symbiodiniaceae. The record is from the annotation of a GenBank genome assembly.